Messenger RNA from Hibiscus syriacus, 420 nucleotides. RefSeq names its product 40S ribosomal protein S15-like. The record is from RefSeq and is a predicted model, not a curated record. NCBI's taxonomy places the organism in Eukaryota, Viridiplantae, Streptophyta, Magnoliopsida, Malvales, Malvaceae. Gene Ontology annotation, biological process: translation; ribosomal small subunit assembly. The annotation marks the transcript as partial. Gene Ontology annotation, molecular function: structural constituent of ribosome; RNA binding. The transcript is spliced from 2 exons. Gene Ontology annotation, cellular component: ribosome; cytosolic small ribosomal subunit.
CGAAGCUCUGAUGCCAAUUGUUGGGGAAAACGGAGAACGUUCAAGAAAUUUAGCUUCAGAGGCGUUGAUUUGGAUGCUCUCCUUGAUAUGUCCACCGAUGAGCUUGUCAAGCUCUUCCCCCCUGCUCGUGCUCGUAGAAGGUUCCAAAGGGGUCUCAAGAGAAAACCGAUGGCUUUAAUUAAGAAACUCCGGAAGGCGAAAAGGGAUGCCCCAGCAGGUGAGAAACUAGAACCAGUGAGAACCCACUUGCGGAACAUGGUAAUUAUACCCAAAAUGAUUGGAAGCAUAACUGGUGUGUACAAUGGAAAGACAUUUAACCAGGUUGAAGUCAAGCCUAAAAUGAUUAGCCAUUACCUUGCGGAAUUUUCCAUUUCGUACAAGCCAGUUAAGCAUGGUAAACCUGGUAUCGCUUUAGAUUAG